Messenger RNA from Fopius arisanus, 2501 nucleotides. RefSeq names its product RAS oncogene family member Rab11 (gene Rab11). Lineage: Eukaryota; Metazoa; Arthropoda; Insecta; Hymenoptera; Braconidae. The record is from RefSeq and is a predicted model, not a curated record. Gene Ontology annotation, cellular component: Golgi apparatus; recycling endosome. Bases 532 to 1179 code for a protein of 215 amino acids. The transcript is spliced from 5 exons. Gene Ontology annotation, biological process: exocytosis. Gene Ontology annotation, molecular function: GTP binding; GTPase activity.
UUCCUAGGCUGCUGGGAGAGGGGCGUAGAAAGGAGGCCAUAUUGUACAGUUAAAUUGAAAGAAAAGCAAAAAACAAUUUAUUGUAUUGCAAUCGUGAUAGUCUUGUAAAAUCACCAAUACCUACGGUACUAAAAUCGAGUACGUGUUGGAGCACGUUAUAAACCGAGUAUCCACCGCUAUCAAUCGCGAACUUCCAAAAAGUCAUUCAGUGAAGGAACAAAGUGUUUGUAGACUCCCGAAGAGAGAAGACAGAGACGGAAAUAUCGAGAGAAAGAGGAGAAAAAAAAUCUCAGAGCGGACGUUGGUGUUGGAUAAGUUGACAAGACGAGAAAGAGAGGAAUAGUCGAGGAAAAUAAGGGGAGCGAGAUCGACACGGAGUGCCCAAAAACGUUUUCUUUCUAGUUCCCAACACCACAGCCAAACCUUCGCCAACAAAUACGCGAAUUCGUCGGUUUAUCCCCAUUAAAAAGUGAAACAUCGUUUUUUUUAGUUCGUCAUCCGUUGAGAGCUUGUUUUUACCAGUGACAAGAGAUGGGCACUCGAGAAGAUGAGUACGAUUAUUUAUUUAAAGUGGUCCUCAUUGGAGACUCUGGCGUAGGUAAGAGUAAUCUCCUAUCGAGAUUCACUCGUAAUGAAUUCAAUUUGGAGUCUAAGUCUACCAUUGGUGUGGAGUUUGCAACACGCAGUAUACAGGUAGAUGAAAAGACAAUUAAGGCCCAGAUAUGGGAUACUGCUGGACAAGAACGCUAUCGAGCCAUUACCUCUGCAUAUUAUCGAGGAGCUGUUGGCGCUCUCUUGGUCUACGACAUCGCAAAACACUUGACGUAUGAGAAUGUGGAGCGAUGGCUGAGGGAAUUGCGAGAUCAUGCAGAUCAAAAUAUUGUUAUCAUGCUUGUCGGCAACAAGUCCGACCUGAGGCAUCUACGUGCAGUGCCAACCGACGAGGCCAAAGCAUUCGCUGAAAAGAAUGGCCUCUCGUUCAUUGAGACAUCGGCACUUGACUCUACCAACGUUGAGACGGCCUUCCAAAAUAUAUUGACCGAAAUUUACAGAAUCGUGUCGCAGAAACAGAUUAGGGACCCACCGGAGGGUGAUACAAUCAGGGCACAAAAUGUUGAACCCAUCGAUGUUAAACCAACAAUGAGCUCCGAUGGAAUGCGCAAGCAAUGCUGCCAGUGACUCGCCGCACUGCUUACCACAAGCAGUAAAAUGGGGGGAGAUUGCAAGAAAGUGAUGGCUGGUGAUAGAUACUGCAGGUGCGUAACAGUACGAGAACUAAGACUAUGUGUGCGGGCCUGUACUCUCGUAUACUAGAAGGAUUGAGUUUUAUUUUUGUUUAAUUAAUUAAUUUUUCUUCGCCUGAAUUUAAACAACCGGGGGAUGGCUGCGGACUUGUCGAUAAAAUGAGAAACAGGAAAUAAAUGAAAGAGCCGAAACGAAGUAGAAUCAUUAAAUUCACGGACACAUCUCCAAAGCUCAUGCAAACCGAACUAAUGCAUCCAUGAUCUUGAGAAAUCUGAAUGAAACGAUCCCAGAUCAGUUGUUAAUGCGUACUCUCACCCAGUGUCCAUAGAUAUAUUGAUGAUUAAAAAAUGUUUUUAAUACCCUCGCAUUCUCCCCAACUCUCAACACGAUGUAUAUGAUUAUGUAUGCGGGCAAUUAAAUCAUGUAUACAUACUCCAUAUACACGGACUCACACACAUAGACCACAUGCAAGCGUACACGACAACAUAAACGAUUGAGGGAAAAAAAUUUGAAAAAAAAAACAACACAGAAAAUACACAAACACAUAAAUAUAUUACGUUAUGGUAAUUAAAUGUUGUAUUACCGCUUCUUUGUAAUACAUAUACAAUUAUUCUUCUCUACGCAUAGUGUGACCGUGACUUAUAUAAGCGAAUUUGUAAUAAUAUAUUUACGGAAUUAAACAAAUUGGAAUAAAUGAAAAUGGGGGGCUGACAGAAAGUGCAUGAAGUAAAAAAGGAAUAGUGGAUGAGGAUAAAACUAAAAUACAAGGAAAUAAUUGAACUAAUAAAUGUGUACAUUGCAGAAAAUCAUAGAAAACAAACAGAGGGGUUCGAGAUAUGGUAAAUUUCAUUGUUUUAAUAAACUCUGAUUAACAACAAGAAGAAACCCGACCGUGUUGCUCAUUGUCCGUCGCGCUCUCACGUAGUUUGUUUUAAAAAAAAUUGAAAAAUUACAAAAAAAACAUUGAAGAUAAUUCGUAUAUGUUAUAGGCACCAUGCUAUCGUGCUUUUGAAUCACAUUGUUUUUAUUACGAGAGGCUUUUCUUGUCAAGAGCUGUGCGAAGGCGUCACGAGUAUGAAAAAUUAAUAAUAAAUGAUAAAUGAUGAAAAAUUAAAUAUAUUGAUAGUUCUUUAACAAUUUAUCCUUGACGGAAAGAUAAACCAGUCGCCACAGGAGAUAUUAUUUUCAUUACGAAAUUAUUUUCACGUGUAUUAAUAAAUUUGGAUGAGUGAAGGAUAAAAUUUAUGAUUAAUUAA